AGAUAAAAAAAAAUGUCAGUUAGCCUUCAAAUUUUUUGUUGUAGUUUCAGUUUGAAAAACUUAUUUUAUGUAAAGAUGUUUCAUUCAUAAUGAACGGCAAUUCAGACUCCAGAAAAUCACGCAAAUUAAUAAAACCAAAACUAUCAACUUCACCCCCUGUGCAUCCAGAGGCAUCAAGUUCAAGAUUUACAAAUGAUGAUGAUAACAAACCAGCAAAAAAAGAGGUCCUUUGUCCACUGCUAGCUAAGGAUUCGGAAUGGGUGGACAUCAUUCAGACACCUGUGCCGAGCGUGCGUGCUAAUUCGUCGCCUAAUGUUUCUGAUGAAGAAGAAGUUCUUCAACUCGUGGAAUGCGAAGAAGGAUCACAGAUAAGGCCGCUGGCUGCCAUGUUCCCUGAUCUACUCGACAAGGACCCAAGAACAUUGCAAGGCAUGUUAAAUAAAACUAUGUCUACUACAGAAGUAACAAGAACAUUGGUGGAUUUGGGUCAAAAAGCUAAUUUCAAAUUUAUGAAAAAAACAGAUCGUUUAAUACCUCCUGAUAAAAAAUGGCUGGAUAGUUUGACCGAGUACAGUAGUUCUAUAAUGUCCGAUUAUUUUAGCGGAAGCAUUAGUGAUUAUGACGUGGGUCUGAUGGACACGGAUGACGAAGAUCUCAAUUAUCUCGUUCAAACUUACGAAGUGACGACGCCAAGUAAUCCAGCCUCAAUAACUGACAUUUCAAAUAAAAAUAGUGUUACCCAGUUACUAUCGGAUAUGCUGCAAAAUAUAUGUGGUACAGAUACCAAUAAGAAUUGAAUAAGACCGAUUGCAAGCAAUACUGCCAGUCAAAAUAAAUGAAGAUAAAUACAGUGAAAUUGAACAUCAAAAUAUAUAAUAUUAUUACAUACACAAAUAGUUUUGAGAUUGCACCAACAUGACAAAUCCCGGCGACAUGCACGACUAACAUAAUGUAAAUAAGAAGACCUUUUGUAAAUUAAUUAUAUAAAUUUAAUGUUUCCACAUUAUAUACAUAAUCAUAAACUAAGUACACAUCCUUA
Molecule: messenger RNA, 1039 nt
Organism: Plodia interpunctella (Indianmeal moth)
Lineage: Eukaryota; Metazoa; Arthropoda; Insecta; Lepidoptera; Pyralidae
Exons: 6
Coding region: 90-797 (235 amino acids)
Source: RefSeq, a predicted model, not a curated record